Messenger RNA from Hylaeus volcanicus, 2786 nucleotides. RefSeq lists its product as uncharacterized. Lineage: Eukaryota; Metazoa; Arthropoda; Insecta; Hymenoptera; Colletidae. Bases 96 to 2663 code for a protein of 855 amino acids. The record is from RefSeq and is a predicted model, not a curated record. Gene Ontology annotation, biological process: intracellular protein transport; vesicle-mediated transport. The transcript has 15 exons. Gene Ontology annotation, cellular component: membrane coat.
CGUGAAAACUAUGUAUUCUUGUUCUCCUUAUUUUUGAAUGGUUGUUUGCUAUGAAUUUAUAAUAACUUGUUCUGUUGUUUUGAGCUUAAGUUAAAAUGACGACAUGCCCUCAGUUUUUUUCGGAUCCCAAAAGGGGAGAAAUCAAUGAAUUAAAAAAACUUUUAAUUACUUCACAGCACGAUCACUGGGAUUAUUUACGUCAAAGAGAAGUACUGAAAAAAGUUAUUGCUUUUAUGACUAUGGGAAUCGAUGUUGCACGAUUGUUCAGCGAAAUGCUUAUGGCGUGCUCCACUAGUGAUGUAGUUCAAAAAAAAAUGAUAUAUUUUUAUUUGAUCAGCUACGCCGAAAAGAAUCAACAUCUGUCACUUCUCGCUGUGAACACGUUACAAAAAGACUGCAUAGAUCACGAUCCUGCAGUGCGCGGCUUGGCUCUGAAAUCUUUAUGUUCGAUGAAGACACCUAACAUUUUCGAGUACCUUGAACCAGCUGUUAGAAGUGGAUUAUCAGAUAGAAGUGAAUAUGUACGCCGUACCGCGGUUAUGGGAGUUCUUAGAAUAUUCCGCAUUUCUCCUGAAAGCGUCAUUGGUGAACACUCUAAUCUUUCCUUCAAUACAGAAAAUGAAGUCUCUGAGUUCUAUAAGAUUCCGUCAAGUAUGGAAAAUGAGUCGCUCUUACGUAUCGUAUUUGCACUAUUAAAUGAUAUUGAACCACAAGUUGUAUGUAAUGCCAUCUUCGUUCUUAACGAAAUUUUGGCUUCCAGUGGUGGUCUUCCUGUGACAAGGGGAUUUGUCAUACGGUUACUUAACAGACUUAAGCGAUUUCGCGAAACUUCACAAUGCAUUAUUUUAAAUAUACUUUCAAAUUAUCGUCCAUCAAACGAAAAUGAAGUUUACGAUGUGAUGAACAUACUUGAAGAUUUGUUAAAGCAUUCUUCCGCAGCUGUUUUGUUGGCUACAAUCAAGUGUUUUUUGAUUUUAAUAGAAUUUUGCCCAUUAAGUCUUAUAUCUGUUAUAAAGAGACUGCGUCCUCCUCUUCUUACUCUCAUCGUUUCCGUACCAGUCGAACAAUGUUAUGUAGUUUUAGUGCAUUUACGUCAUAUACUCGUACUCUGUGACCGAGAAGCGAAAUCCCACGAACAAGAAUCUGUUGCGUCUCAAAUUUUUGGAAAGGAUUUCAAACUGUUUUUUUUGGCUUUUCAUGACCCUGUCUACAUAAAAAUUAUUAAAAUCGACCUUUUAACUCUAUUGGUGUCUAAAACAACUACAGCUUUUAUCUUAGAUGAACUGGUUGAAUAUGUGGUUAUUGAUCCAAAUAAAUCUGUUGUUUGCAAAAGUAUAGAGGCUAUUGGAACGAUAGCUUUUCUUUUCCCUGAAUAUCUUGAAAAUGUCACUGAUCAAUUAAUAGGAUUGAUGCAGUUAUCAAAAGAUUAUAUUACUUCAAGUUGUUUUGUAGUAUUACAACGUAUUUUAGAAAGAAAACCUCAUUAUUUUUCAAAAUUAAAGCAUUGCGUUGAAUGUUCUGUGACGAUCUUUAAAACCUGUCAAAGCUUUGCAUCCUGGUUAUGGAUUUUAGGAAAAUUCGGUCACAACAUGCCUUCCGCUCCCUCUAUUUUAGAGGAAAUUGUGACAAAAGGAUUUGCCACUGAUGACUUACAAAACAAAGAGCAAUGUCACUCUGUAACGUUGCAUGAAGAUCUAUGGACAAAUAAUUUAAAGUCGGAUGUGGUUUUGUUUGAACUUAUAACCGCAACUAUGCGACUUUUAAUUAUUCGAGCGCCAGAAAUGCAAAUCAUCACUGGGAAACUUUUUGACUGUUUACUGAAUGAUGAUGAAAUAUCAUUUGAUGUGCGGGAUCGAGUCAUUUUACUGUAUCGAUUUUUACGCGAAGCAACAGCUAAUAACUAUGCCUUGUUACUUUUUUUUGAGAAAUUUCUUCAUGGAGAAAAACAUGUGGAGUUACCUGCAUCAGUUCCGACUCGUUUGGAAAAUAUAAUUUUUCCUAACAUUAGCAUUUCCGAAUUCAAUACUUUAUCAAUUUUACUUGACCUAUCAACUAUACCAAUGAUUCGUUCCGAAAACACUAUAAAUCUUAGUGGGAAGUUUAUUUCUUGUUGCUUUUCUAAAGAAGUUCUCUUAGACGAAUCGGAGACAUCUAACAAGCUCAAAGCAUUGUGUACAUCAACUGAUCUUUUACACAUUGAGGAUUCUUGUAACGAGCCAAUGAAAUCAACCUUGUCUUUUAAGCCACUACAAAUGGACACGAGUGCCAGUGUGGUGUAUAAUGCCUCAUCAUUUCAAGCGUUGUGGAAUAAAACAACCCAAAGUCAUCAGUUCACAAAUCAAGUACCAUUUGACAGUUCCUUAUUAACCGAAUCCUGCACCGAUAUAAUCGAAAAUAUAAAGAAAGAUUUCUCAAAAGCACAAUUUCACUGUAUUGCCGCAGGAUCUCCAAAGGAGGGUGUUUACAAAUGGUUUGCCCACGGUCUUUGCAUACAAUUCCAUACUCCAAUAACAAUCUUACUUAAGUUUCAAAUUGUUUUGCUUAAUACAAAACAACUCUGUUUAGAUAUCAAAAUACAUCCACUUGACUCGGUUUCUUCUAAACAUGUUAUACACCAUAUAGCGCACUUUAACAAAUUAUUUUCUUUAUUAUUAACUCCUUAAUAAAGUGAAACAAUCAUAUUUUUUCAAUGCUCGAAAUCGUUGUGGUUUAAAAUUUUUUUUUAAAGCACAAUUAUAAAACGUUUUUUACUACGCUAUUUCAACUAAACUAUUGUUUCACUCAAC